Molecule: messenger RNA, 3552 nt
Organism: Penicillium cinerascens
Lineage: Eukaryota; Fungi; Ascomycota; Eurotiomycetes; Eurotiales; Aspergillaceae
Gene: pld2
Product: putative phospholipase D (PLD)
Exons: 4
Coding region: 1-3552 (1183 amino acids)
Biological process (GO): cell motility
Molecular function (GO): catalytic activity
Source: RefSeq, a predicted model, not a curated record
AUGUCUCGACAAGAAGAUGAUUUGGCCUAUGGCCGCUACUAUGAGUCCGAACGAGGCUCGGGUGACGGAAGCCGAGGAUUCGGCGACACCUUCAAGAAGCUCCGUGACACCUACAAGACCCACAGCUCCUCACAGCCGUCCGGUCAAGCUCCCAACCAGGCCGCCUAUCAGGGACAGGGGAACCCAAACCAGAACCCCUAUGGAUACAGCAGCCAGAGCUCCGGCGGGGCCACGCAGCAGUACCAGCAGCAAUAUCAGCAGCAACCCCAAUACCAAGAAAACCCACCGAAAAAAGACAAGCUGGGCGGGUUCCUGGACAAGAUCCAAGGUACCGUCACCGAGAUUGGUAACGAGUUCGCUCAGAAGGUUGGUACCGCCAUUGAUCCACAGGCCUACGCCCAGUAUGGCGCCAGCAAGCCCACCACCGAGCACCGCUUCGGCAGCUUUGCUCCUUCGCGCGAACACAAUGAUGUGAAAUGGUAUGUGGAUGGCUGCAGUUAUUUCUGGGCCGUGUCCAAAGCUCUGGAGAAUGCGCGCGAAUCCAUCUGGAUUUUGGACUGGUGGAUCUCUCCCGAGCUGUACUUGAGAAGGCCUCCAGCCAAAAAUGAACAGUAUCGUCUGGAUCGAAUGCUGCAGGCAGCGGCCCAGCGUGGCGUGCGUGUCAAUAUUAUCGUCUACAAGGAGGUUACUCAGGCCUUGACUCUGUCUUCCUCCCACACCAAGCAUGCCCUCGAGAACCUUCAUCCCAAUAUUGCCGUUUUCCGACACCCCGAUCAUUUGCCUGAUCGCCAGGAGCUCGAGUCGGAUAUCACGACGUCUCUCCGCCACAUGUCGCUCGACUCGGCUAGUCUAACAAAGAUGUCCAAGGAUGCCCUGAAAGGCUUGUAUGGAAUUGACGACGAUGUCAUUCUGUACUGGGCCCACCACGAAAAGCUAUGCUUGAUUGAUGGACAGAUUGCUUUCAUGGGUGGAUUGGACCUGUGCUUCGGUCGCUGGGAUACCCAUCAGCACGCGAUUGCCGAUGUGCAUCCCGAGAAUAUCAAUGAGAUCGUCUUCCCAGGCCAAGACUACAAUAACUCGCGAGUUCUCGAUUUCCAUGAUGUUUCUCACUGGGAACAGAACCAGCUGGACCGAAAGAGUAUGUCCAGAAUGGGUUGGUCUGAUAUCUCUAUUAGUCUGCACGGUGCUGUUCUGGAGGACCUGCGUCGUCACUUUGUUGAGCGAUGGAACUUCAUCUAUGAUUCCAAGUACAAGGUUCGAAAUGAGUCGAGGUAUGCCAGACUUGCACUUUACGGAAGGCCGACCUCCUUUGGCGGCCAGCAUGGCAACCAGCAUCAGUCCACUCCGUAUCCUUCGGGUAAUGCUAGUCCGCAACAACAGCAGAACCCGACCCUGCAAUAUCAAUCGCAGCAACAAGGAGGAGCUUCCACCUACCCACCGCCUCCAGGGCAGGCGUCUACGACCCCGCCGCAGCAGCACCAGCAACAACAACAGCAACAAACACCCACUCCAUCUUACCAGGCCUAUCAACCUGGUGGCGCGCAAACCUACCCACCACCUCCCAGUCAGAACUCUGGUAGCCCGCAGGCGCAACAGUAUCAACAACAUCAACAGCAGCCUGCUUCAUCUUACCAGUCCUCCCAAGCAGGCGGUAGUCAAACCUACGCACCCCCUGCGAGCCAAUCUUCGGCUGGUCAGAACCCGCAGCAGCAGUACACCUACACUGGCAAUUCCUUCCCGCCGCCUCCUGCAGGACCUCCUCCAAGCCAGUCACCCUCAAAUGCAUACUACCAGCCCCAGCAACAGGGACAAACCCCCUACUACGCGCCCCCAACCCAGUCUUCCGCCAGCUCUGCGCAUCAGGGUCAGUCUCAGGGUCAAGCACCAUACUACCCGCCCCCGCCGGGCCAGGAAACAUCUCACUCUAGUACCCGUGGAAUGGGUGAUAAUGAAUAUGAAGGCGAACGUGGAUUCGCACCACGUCGCUUCCGCGAGGAGUUCUCGCAGUACGGAAAUCAGCUUCGUGGUCAGCUGGCUGGCCAAAUCCAUCAAUAUCAGGAUAAAUUGACAACGUACGGACGACCUACCUCUCAGGGUCGUGGUAACAUGUCCUGUCAAAUCGUGCGCAGUUGCGCUAAAUGGAGCAACGGAAGCCCUCUGGAACACUCCAUUGCCGAUGCUUACGCCGCUGUGAUCAAGAACAGUCAGCACUUUGUGUACAUCGAGAACCAGUUCUUUAUCACCUCCACUGGUGAAUCUCAGCAUCCGGUGAGAAACAAGAUCGGUGCCGCCAUUGUGGAGCGCAUCCUGCGGGCUGCUCGGGCCGGCCAAAAGUACAAAAUCAUCGUGGUGAUUCCUUCUGUGCCCUGCUUCGCCGGAGAUCUGAGAGACGACGAGUCUCUGGGGACCCGGGCUAUCAUGGAGUUCCAGUACAACUCGAUCAACCGCGGGGGAAACAGUAUCAUGGAGCUGAUUGCCAAGGAGGGCUUCAACCCCAUGGACUAUAUCCGUUUCUACAACCUUCGCAACUAUGACCGGAUCAACAAUGCUGGUCUGAUGGCUGCCGUUGAACAGCAGAGUGGUGUCAACUAUGAGGAUGCUCGCAAACAGUAUGACUACAACACUGUUGGCUCUGGUGGUUGUCCCCCGAGUAGUACUCGAAGCGCUUUCGAUACUUCUGCUCCAUUCCAGCAGUACCAGCAGGCUGCUCAACAUGUUCAGGGUGGUAAAUCUUCUGGUCGAUGGGAUAGUGUCAGCUCGUGCUAUAUGUUGGGCGGAGAGGAUAUUCGCAAUGUGCCGUGGGAUGGACACCCCGAUGCUGAAAUUGACGCUUUUGUGAGCGAGGAGCUCUAUGUGCACUCCAAGGUGAUGAUCGCCGACGACCGCAUCGUCAUUUGCGGCUCCGCAAACCUGAACGAUCGCUCGCAGCUAGGUUACCACGACUCCGAAAUCGCAGUCGUCAUCGAAGACUUUACCCCGGUGCAGUCUAGUAUGAACGGCCAGCCCUGGACCGCCAGCCGCUUCGCCAGCUCUCUGCGUCGUGAACUGUUCCGGAAGCACCUGGGUCUUCUGCCUCCGCAGGACUACCAGCACCCCGACGCGAAUUCCGAGCCCGUCGGCGUCCCAAACCAGUUCGAUUUCGACUGUCCAGAGAGCAAGAUCGUCGCCGAUCCCCUCUCAGACACCAUGCAAAGCCUGUGGAACUCCCGAGCCCACACUAACACCGAGGUCUUCCGCAAGGUGUUCCAUGCCGUCCCUGAUGAUUGCGUGCGCAACUGGGCUACCUACAAGGAGUUCUACGAGUACUACUUCCGCAAUGCGGACAAGGAGGCCGAGUGCAAGGAUGGGUAUGGCCAACCUGCUCGUUUCCAGUGGGGGCAUGUAGUGCGCGAUGACUUUGCACCUGGUGCUGAAGGCGCGAAGCAGGUCAAGGAUCUACUUAGCCAAGUUAAGGGUACUCUGGUUGAGAUGCCUCUGAUGUUCCUGAUUGAGGAGGAUAUUGCGAAAGAGGGAUUGACACUGAAUGACCUGACCGAGCCCAUUUACACCUGA